Messenger RNA from Tetrahymena thermophila SB210, 1212 nucleotides. RefSeq names its product kinase domain protein. The transcript is spliced from 8 exons. The record is from RefSeq and is a predicted model, not a curated record. Lineage: Eukaryota; Ciliophora; Oligohymenophorea; Hymenostomatida; Tetrahymenidae.
AUGGGAAAUAUAGUCAAUUCAAAGAAUACAGAAAACAUAAGCAGAUCUAUCUCUGACUCGGAUGAUGUCGCAAAUGAAAAUAUUCGCGUAAAUAAAGACAUUAAGACAUAUUCAUUGCAAAGGCAAGAAAGUAGAAAGAGCUCUGCUAGCGAUAAAGAAGAAACUUACUUAAACUAAAAGCAGAAUGCAGUUGUUUUCAAGGUUGAAAAAGAGCUCACAUAAAAGUAAUUCGAUGAUUUCAUAGCAAAAAUUAAUACAGAUAACAAGGCUACUGCAUUUAAAUUUGAAGCACCACUGAAUGUAAAAAACAAAUCAACAAAUACCCUCUUCAAAGAUUCAUUUAAAGCUCGCUCUAUUUCUACAUUGACUUCAGUUAUUGAGAAAAAAUACAAAAACAUCAAAGAAUUAAAGCUUUCCUUCCCUUCUUAGUCUGAAUCCAAUCAAGAAAUAGACAUGGAACCCAUUUAUUCAAUUUGCAUGAUGCUAUCCAGCUUAAAAUAGCUGGAAUCACUUUCGCUAAACUUUUUCCAAUGGGGCUAUUAUAAUUCUAACAUAAAGACUGAAUGCCUUAUUGUUCUUUGUAAUGCUAUUACUAUAUUAUCACCUACUUUGAAGUCACUCAAAUUAGAUUUUGGUAGAUGGGGAUGCGAAAAAUACGGAAAUUUAAAAAUAUACACUGAUGCAACAAUUUCAUGUUUUUGUGAUAUGAUUUAAUCCCUCACUCAGCUAAGAAGUCUCGAUAUUAAUCUAAGAAGUUGGGGAUAUGAAAACUACAAAAUAACUAAUCAAAGUGUUAUUUAAAUCUUUAAAAGUGUUGGAACUCUAGUUAAUUUAGUAGACCUUAAAAUCAAUCUUACAAAGUGGGGAUAUUUGAACAACAAUAUUAGCGAAACUAGUUUACAAGAUCUUAAAUAAUAUUUAGUGAACUUACAAAAUCUCAAGCAUAUUUACCUCAAUUUCGACUUGUGGACACACUUGCAUAAUUAUAAAUAUAUAAAAGAGGCUUUGGUCUAACUUCCUUUACUAGAACAAUGUCACAUAGAUACUACUGAAGAAUAAAAUGAAGUCAAAAGACUAUAUGAUUUAAUUAACUACAGAAAGAAAUAAUACUUAAUGUCUUACUCACUACUUAAGUCUGAAUAAGGAGAUUACUUUAGACGCGAAAUCCUCUGGGAUGCACUUCGUGUUUGCUUACAUGAUAAAAAAUAAUGA